UGAUGCGACAAUGAAAUUAUGACUUGGGAUUUGCGAUCCGCCUCUACGGGACGUUGGGACGGAGUUUGGGAGUGACUCUGGGCUCAUAUUCAAUGUCGACAGUGCAGUUAACGGUAAAGGGUGUCACUGCGAGCUCAUAUUCGGGUCAUUUCAAGCCUGAAAACGUACUAGUGGAUCGGCCUGACGAUCACAACAGCAGGUGGACCGGUGCCUAUCAUACUUCCACUCCUCUUCAGCGUCGAAAGCAAUGGCUUAAAUUAGAGCUUGAGCGGCUCAGCGUAGUCAAAACAAUAACUUUCGGGAAGUUUAAAACAGUCCAUCCAUGCAACAUGGACCAUUUCAAAAACGAUGACAUCCCCCAAAUAUUUGCCUUAAAUUAUUGCAAUGAAGAGGGGGUACCUUUCCCAUGUAGAUUCAUUAAAAUCGUUCCCCUCAGUCCCGCCACACAAACCUACAAUAUUUCCAUCUGGAGCGUAGCCCUUCAUGGAGUCUCAGACCCUGAGCUGGUUAAGCAGAUUGCGGAGGAUUUUUCCAGUUACUGUGAAAAUUUGACGAUGCGCUUGAUAUUAAAGCACCUGAGGUCUCGUCGACUGAACGAGGCGUACGAGAAGCUUUUAAGAGACACCGGCCUAGUGAUUGAGCUUCCCAAGGUUUCUGAGCUUCAUGGGGCGCUUGUGGUGAGAGGCGACUAUGUCGGUGCGGAGGAAAUUUGGAGGUCAUUCAUCUUGGCUUCCGAAGCUUUCGCGUCGACAGAGACCAACACCGCGGGACGUAUUCUAGCUCCACUUCCUACCUCUUCAGUUCCUCAUAGGGAAACAGAUCUUAACACAACCCAAAAACAGAAUUCAGCGUUGUCUCCGAUUGCACCGAAAACCAUAUGGCACCGCCUUCGUCCCUCAGUCAUCUCUCAUUCACCAGCCACUUCGGCCUCUCGUGGGCCAUGUGCCAGAGGAGGACAUUUCAUGGUUAUUGAUCUCGCACCGUCGACGGAGAAUGAGGGUAGUCUUGCUGGGCCUGGGGGCUUAAUAUAUCUGUUUGGUGGCUGGAACGGCGCUAGAGAACUGGCCGAUUUCUGGGUCUAUGACCUCAGACAAUCACAAUGGCGGCUCAUAUCAGAAGACGUCUAUAACGAGGAGCGCAAUCGUGGGCCGUCACCGAGGUCGUGUGGUGCUGCCGUCUUUGAUCAACGAUCAGGGGAUAUCUAUUUCAUGGGUAGAUACGCGAAUCCUGCUUUUGGAGAUCCGAUCCUUCGCGCCCCUGGGGAAUUUGUGUCUGAUUCUCAUAACAACGGGGAUUCGACAUCAAACCGACAGAACCAGCAACAAUCGCAAAACGUCGAUUCAAAUCAAAUCUCGUUGCCUCCUCCACAUGUUGUGAGUGCAGCUGGGACACUUCCCACAAUUGUCCUCGCACCCUCAUCUUCAUCCGGGGCCGUCCCAGUCAGUGGUGGAUCCUCAAUGUCCAAUACCCGACGAGGUCGUACGAGACGUGGUGUUGAGUCCUCGGGUGGUGAUGUUACACCCGACAAUCAAUCGGGAAACAGUUCAAGGGGCCGUGGGACUGUAACGAAGGACGACGGUAGUUCACGCAGUAAUGAAUUGAAGUCAGACUUCUGGCGUUACUCCACUAGGGGUCCAAACGAAGGAAAAUGGGAACUCAUUUCAGAAGAUACGGCAGCUGAAGGCGGGCCAGAAUUGGCCCAUGACUUGGCUAUGGUUGUGGACAGUGAAAACCAGGUGUUGUACGUCUCCGGAGGCCGGCUUGGCUCGGAUCUGGAACAGGGAGACAAAAAGUAUGGUGCCUUCUAUUCAUAUGACUUCAAAUUAGGUCGAUGGAAACGGAUUUUCGGGGAAUCACAUCACGGGCGACUUAGUAGUCAACGCCUGGUAUUGUCCAGAGAACGACAUUCUAUGGUGCUAGACAAUAAGUAUCACCACAUAUACAUCCUGGGGGGAGAAAGAGUCGAUCAGACUCUGAGUGAUAUAUUUAUCUACUCCACCCUUACGGGGGAUGUCGCUGAGGUGACCGUGAACCGCGACUCCCCUCAACCUCGGCCUUCAGACAUUCUUCGGGCAACAUACAAUGACCUGUCUCGCGAAAUAUACGUUGUAUCUGGUCUCUCGGGUUCAUCGAGUGCAUGUAACGAUGAUUCUGAAAGCCAGUCCAAUCCACGGAUCAGCCUAUGGAUUUACUCGAUUGACAACCAUGCAUGGACCCCAAUAUCGGAACAUGCGCGUGCAGAUGAUGAUACCGAUCCUAUGACAUCCAUGGAUGCCGAAGAUCCGAACCCUCGGCCUCGAUUGGGGUAUUCCAUCGUCUAUGAACCAUACCGACAAACCUUUUAUGCAUUUGGAGGCAAUGCAGGUGCUGAAGUUCGACUGGACGACUUUUGGGCACUAAGUCUCGUCAGACCUGAUGCAGAAGAUAUCAUACGAAAAGGCAGCCUUGCUAUUCGUCGUCAGAGGUAUUUCCCCUAUAUCCAUGUAUUGCGCAGUCUCACAUGGCUCUCAGGUUCACAGAGACGUGUGAAGACGGACAGACUAUUGAGGCUUUGCAAUACCUUCAGUCAGAGAUCUCUGCUCUGGUGGAUCACCAGGACGAAGAGGAAACAUCCGUUUUCCGUGGCCUUCUGUCGUUGUUACUCAGUCGGCCUUCCACGCCGUCUGAAGCUGUCCCCGUGGCCAACACUCGUGAUGUUGAAAUGACCUGGAAUUCAUCCACUGCCGAUUCAAUUCUUGUGGCAGAUGGGCCUCCCGUGAUAUCAAAUGUGCAAGAUAAAGAGAGGCACGCGCGACGAACUGCAAUUUUCGAGGAAUUGCUGGCAUAUGUUGAUCCGAGAGCGAAACAACCCAAGGCGGACCUCGUAGACCUUGUCCGUGGUGCGUCCAAUGGCCGCCACGUCUGACCUAAUACACUAUCUGGUAUUCGUGGGACUCCAAGCGUGGCUCAUACCUUUAGGUGAUGGGGUUCCAUAACGGAUUCAACAAAUGAGGCACACGGAGUUGCAAAAAGUAAGAACUGUCCUAGGCUUUAUACCGAAACAACGUUAGAU
This is a messenger RNA of Cantharellus anzutake, 3052 nucleotides long. RefSeq lists its product as uncharacterized. Lineage: Eukaryota; Fungi; Basidiomycota; Agaricomycetes; Cantharellales; Hydnaceae. The record is from RefSeq and is a predicted model, not a curated record. Gene Ontology annotation, molecular function: protein binding. The coding region runs from base 93 to 2705 and encodes 870 amino acids. The transcript is spliced from 17 exons. Gene Ontology annotation, cellular component: cytoplasm.